AUGUUUCUAUCGCAAGGUGAAAUUUCGGGGCUCAAUUGGCGUCAGAAAUUUCCACUAGCUUACCUACAGGCAUCUGGGGCCUCUCUCACGAACAAGCAACGGGCUGCCAGCUCACGCUGGCCUUUGACAGGUCCCAGGAUCCAGGAAUACUGUCGCAAACAUGAUCUGGAACACACAGCUAUCUCUUUGGACCGUGCUCUUCUUGACAGUGAGCGUGAUAUACCAACUCCGGUAUUACACAUCGUCACGCCCCCUGCGGCAAAACCAGGUGGACCGACAAUAUUCUACUCGCAUGGCGGUGGAUAUCAUAACCCAAUGCGAGCAGAGGGGCACAUCCCAUUCUUGAUGCGCUGCGCGGCGGCCUGUGAAGCGGAGCAGAUCGUAUUCUUGGAGUAUUCACUCAGUCCCGAGCAGCAAUACCCGUGUCAACUGAUUCAAGCUGUGGCCAGCCUUCGCUAUCUUCUGGAGAAGGAGGGCAUUCAAGCGGAGAACAUUAUCCUUGGCGGCGACAGCGCAGGCGGACAUCUAACAGCGAGCCUGUUGGCUCAUAUUGCCCAUCCUUCGCCGUACGCCCCUGCAAUUGAUCUUCGCGGUAGUCAAUUCAAGGCUGUCUUUCUCGUCUCCCCUUGGUUGACGAUGUCGGAGAACCUCCCACACGCGCCGAACGAUUAUCUAACACAAGAGAGAGUCAAUAUGUUCAGGAAGAUGUUUAAACCCGCAUUGAAUGAACUAUGGAGUAAUCCGUACGAGGCGGAGGACGCAGUCGCCGUCUGGAAGAGACUCUUUCCAGGUGAACAUGAGCACGCGAUAUGCCGCAAGGCAAUCUUAGCUGUGGGGACGUCGGAAAUUCUUCUGAAUUCCUGCCAGAAAUUUGGGCGGGACUUUAUGGGAUGUGAAAGCAUUCGUGUUGGCACUAAGACAGGCCUUGACCUGGUGAAGCAAAGGGACUUUGUUCUUGCAAUAGCCCCUGGCGAGUCUCAUGUUCAGCCCGGUCUUGAUUGCGCCUUGGCGUAUUACGAUGGAAGUAUGAUGAAGGCAAUCCUGACCUUCCUUGAAACUUGUUUGGAAAUAAGUGGGACUCCAUGA
Molecule: messenger RNA, 1086 nt
Organism: Penicillium pulvis
Lineage: Eukaryota; Fungi; Ascomycota; Eurotiomycetes; Eurotiales; Aspergillaceae
Product: putative lipase/esterase
Exons: 1
Coding region: 1-1086 (361 amino acids)
Molecular function (GO): hydrolase activity
Source: RefSeq, a predicted model, not a curated record